Messenger RNA from Conger conger (European conger), 1538 nucleotides. It is a transcript of the gene rcvrna, whose product is annotated as recoverin a. The record is from RefSeq and is a predicted model, not a curated record. The transcript has 3 exons. Gene Ontology annotation, molecular function: calcium ion binding. The coding region runs from base 1 to 612 and encodes 203 amino acids. NCBI's taxonomy places the organism in Eukaryota, Metazoa, Chordata, Actinopteri, Anguilliformes, Congridae.
AUGGGCAACACCAAAAGCGGCGCACUCUCCAAGGAACUGCUGGAGGACCUGAAGCUCAAUACGAAGUACAGUGAGAACGAAUUAUGCGCCUGGUACCAGAGCUUUCUGAAGGAGUGCCCCAGCGGUCGCAUCAGCAAGGAACAGUUCGAGGGAAUAUACGCCAGUUUUUUCCCGGACGCAGACCCCUCCGCCUACGCGCAGCAUGUAUUCCGGAGCUUCGACACAAACAGCGACGGGACGCUGGACUUCAGGGAGUACAUCGUGGCGCUGCACCUCACGACUUCCGGGAAGACGCUGCAGAAGCUGGAGUGGGCGUUUGCCCUCUACGAUGUGGACGGAAAUGGCACCAUCAGCAAAAACGAGAUUCAGGAAAUUGUACAGUCAAUAUUCCACAUGCUAUCCAAAGAAGAUCAAGCAGGCCUCCCAGAAGAAGAGAACACGCCAGAAAAAAGGGCGGAUAAAAUAUGGAAUCAUUUCGGCAAAAAAGAAAACGACAAAAUAUCUGAAGGGGAGUUUAUUCAGGGGGUCAUGGACAACAAAGAGAUCUUGAGGCUGAUACAGUUUGAUGAACCACAGAAAAUCAAAGAUAGGUUAAAGGAAAAGAAGAAUUAGCUUUUGGAUGUGUGAGACCUCCAUUGAAAAGACUGUUCAUUUUUCACCGUUUACAUACCUGUGCUGUCCAAGCUUCUUAUGCUGCCGUGUAGUGUUCAACUCAGAUCUACAUUGUGUAUGUCAUACAUCAUUGUAUAUUUGCAGGGUGUUUCAUUUUGCUUUCCUUUCACAACCACAUGCCAUAGGCUCGAAACAAGCUCAUGAAGAUCCUGGAGAAGAAGUCCAGGUCCCUAAGUCACUGCCUCGUACCUCUGCCUUGUCCUAGCUGGAUUAGGAGCUGGCCAUUUGCUUAAUAAAACUGAAUGAAAACCAGAAAGCUCUCCAAAUUGAUUGAGCUUCGGCUAUGGCCAGCAAUCCCUUUCCACCAAAUCAAUCCUCUUAAAAUCUGAAGGUCAUUUUGAACAAGUGCUUGUAGAAGACUUGUGGCAGUGGUGGGAAUAUUCCAAGAGGUGUUGGUACACUCUUUGGUACAUUUAUUUAGUACCAUCUCAUCAAGAUUGAUACUUUCUUACAGUACAGAUAAUGUUAGAGUGAAAAGUAGUAGAAUAACUAAUAUAAAAUAUAAACAUAAGGUCUGUAAUGUAAUAUUUAAUUGGAUGGAAACUGAGAGACCAUGGUUGGUAGUGAGCAUAGGAAGGGAAUAGCGGUCACUGAAUAUAUGGUCUCACUUUAAGUAGAAAUGCUUUGUUCAUGUUUGAUGUGGAUUGAACUGCAACACUGGGCUGGACUGUGUAUCUAUCGCUGUGAUAGCAUCACAUAGAUUAAUCGGCUGGGUAAGAUCUGUUUCUGUUCCAUGUAGGCUGUUCAUUCACUGGAGGGAAAUAUGCCUUUCUCAAUGGUGAAGCAAAAUAGAGACUAACUGUAACAAAUUAUUACAAUUUGUGUUCCAAUGUUUUGCAGUAAUAAAGAUAGAUUAAAAACUGUAA